This is a messenger RNA of Trichomonas vaginalis G3, 984 nucleotides long. RefSeq names its product inner membrane transporter family. The transcript has a single exon. The coding region runs from base 1 to 984 and encodes 327 amino acids. The record is from RefSeq and is a predicted model, not a curated record. Gene Ontology annotation, cellular component: membrane. NCBI's taxonomy places the organism in Eukaryota, Parabasalia, Trichomonadida, Trichomonadidae.
AUGUCAAAAGUUUCCGGGUACAUUGUUUUAGGAAUCCUAUCCGUAUGCUAUGGAUCAGCUUACGCAUUCGUAUCCAAAGCAUUAAAGUACUAUGAAGGCUCUGUUCUCAAUUCGAUGAGAAUGUGGUUCGCAUUCUCAGGCGCUCUUACGGUAUUCCUUAUUAAUUACAUAUUUGUUGGUAGCUUCAGAUCAUCUUUAUCACGAUAUAAAACGCCUGCCUUGUCUUGCAUGUUCUGCGGCACAUUGAAUUACGGUUUACCACACUCUAUGAUUUCAAUAGCUCAAUCCACGAUUCCAUCAACAAUUGUUAUCAUAGCUCAACCUUUUGUCUCGAUGUUUGUACUUCUUUUCUCUGCCGUGCUACUUCCAGAUGAAAAAUUAACAUUAACUAAGUUUUUGAUCCAAUGCGUAGCGAUUACAGGUGCAAUCAUUACAUCUGUUCCCAAUUUCGCCAACAUUGAUUUCGCAAGUGGCGGAUUUAGCUUUUUCCAUCACGUUCUUCUUAUCGGCGCUCUUUUCUCAUUUGCGUUUGGCUCGAUAUACAUCAAAAAGUACCUCACGAACUGCAAUUCGAUACUAAUGGCAGUCUACCAGCUUUUAGGUUCUGCCAUUUAUGCAACUCUCUUCUCUAUUUACAGAAAUACGUUUGUUGGAUAUAUCGGAAAUAUUUUAGCUCCUGAUCUAAAAGCCUUGUUCUACCCAGUUUUGCUCGGUCUUGGAUUUACUUGUUCGGCAACUUUCAUGUCUACUUACACUAUAAGGAAACUUGGUGUUACUAUCGCCGGAUUCGCAAACUACGGACAAAUUAUUGUCGGUAUCAUAGUUGGCGUAUUCUUCAUGGGCGAAUGGAAUUCGUAUUCUGGUAAAGAUAUCGCAAUUGCCUUGUUUGGUGUCGCUGUACUUGCCAUUUCUAUGAUCUGUGGAUUAGUUAUCAAGGAGAAAGUAAGAACUGAUGACGAAGAAAACCUUCUUAGCUCUGCCUAA